AUAGAGGAGCGUCUCAAAAUGCGUGAAUCGGAAAAGAGGGAUCAAAAGAAACGGACAAUCCAACGUGCAAAACUACGUGCCGAACAUUCUAAAAGACGGAGAAGACUAGUAAAAGAGAGGGAACGUCAGAGGAUCGUCAAACUAUUACUGAACUGCCAGAGAAAGAACCGUGAAAAAGAAAAAACACAUAAUAAAUGCCUCCGUGAAGCCGAAGAAGCCAGACGUGAAGCUAAUGAAAAAAAGUGGAUGGAACGUGAGAUAUACCAAGAGUGGCUGCUAACAAUUGAGAAAUUCAUCCUAGAAUAUGCGGAGGGCGAAGCUAAGAGGAACAUUAAAAAAUAUAUGAAAAAUGUAGAGGGACAGCGAGAGAGAAUGCGAAGUAAUAAUGGUUAUAACAGAAAUCGAUAGAAUCUCUGACAGGGAACAUU
Fopius arisanus is the source of this 428-nucleotide messenger RNA. RefSeq names its product stress response protein NST1-like. The record is from RefSeq and is a predicted model, not a curated record. The transcript is spliced from 2 exons. Bases 19 to 408 code for a protein of 129 amino acids. NCBI's taxonomy places the organism in Eukaryota, Metazoa, Arthropoda, Insecta, Hymenoptera, Braconidae.